Messenger RNA from Andrographis paniculata, 1404 nucleotides. Its product is annotated as transcription initiation factor IIB-2. Bases 107 to 1045 code for a protein of 312 amino acids. Lineage: Eukaryota; Viridiplantae; Streptophyta; Magnoliopsida; Lamiales; Acanthaceae. The transcript has 9 exons. The record is from RefSeq and is a predicted model, not a curated record. Gene Ontology annotation, biological process: transcription preinitiation complex assembly; DNA-templated transcription initiation. Gene Ontology annotation, cellular component: transcription preinitiation complex; nucleus. Gene Ontology annotation, molecular function: TBP-class protein binding.
UCCCCCAGUUGGUUCUUCAUCAAAGUUCAUCAAAAGAUGGCUUUAGGAUCAUUACUGCGCAGUUGUGAUUAUUCAGAAAUCUGUUCGGAAGAGGGAAUUGAAUUCGAUGGCGGAUGUGUUUUGCGCCGAUUGUAACCGCAACACGGAGGUGGUUCUGGAUCACGCGGCAGGGGACACUGUGUGUUCCGAAUGCGGUCUCGUGCUCGAGGCCUACUCCAUCGACGAAACGUCGGAGUGGCGAACCUUCGCCAAUGAGUCCGGCGACAAUGAUCCGGUUAGGGUUGGAGGUCCUGCGAACCCGCUGUUAACUGACGGUGGUCUCUCCACCGUCAUUUCCAAGCCGAACGGAACCACCAGCGAUUUCCUCACCUCUUCGCUUGGACGUUGGCAGAAUCGCGGUUCCAAUCCAGACAGAUCGCUGAUUCUGGCUUUCAAGGCGAUUGCUACUAUGUCCGAGAGGCUCGGCCUUGUUGCAACCAUAAAGGAUCGGGCUAAUGAAAUUUUCAAGAAGGUGGAGGAUCAGAAGUCCAGUCGAGGAAGAAAUCAGGAUGCGAUAUUAGCUGCUUGUUUGUACAUAGCUUGCCGGCAAGAAGACAAGCCCCGAACUGUAAAGGAAAUUUGCUCUGUCACCAAUGGCGCAACCAAGAAGGAAAUUGGCCGGGCAAAAGAGUAUAUCAUGAAACAACUGGAGCUAGAGAUGGGCCAGUCUGUGGAGAUCGGGACUAUACACGCCGGGGAUUUCAUGAGACGGUUUUGCUCGAAUCUUGGUAUGUCGAAUCAAACAGUUAAAGCUGCUCAAGAAUCUGUUAAAAAGGCAGAGGAAUUCGACAUAAGGAGGAGCCCGAUUUCUAUCGCAGCGGCUGUUAUAUACAUAGUCACUCAACUUUCCGACGACAAAAAGCCUCUCAAAGAUGUAUCUCAAGCAACCGGUGUCGCAGAAGGGACGAUAAGAAAUUCGUUCAAGGAUCUCUACCCUCAUCUCACAAAGAUAGUACCUCUUUGGUACGCACAGGAAGAUGAUCUUAGGAACCUCUGCAGCCCUUGAUAUAUAUAUACAUAAGGAUUCAUGUGGUUGGAGCUUUAGGAAGAGUCUAUUGUGUAUUGCAAGGAAUAAUAAAUAAUACAUAGACUAAGGAAGACUUCCAUUCUGAGGACAUUUUGCAGCGCUGUAUAGGUAUGGAUGCAUACAUAGGUCAGUAUUUCCCUACAAAGUAAUUCAAUUUCAAAAUAUAAAUAAAUGAUAGGAAUAGUGAUUCUAUUUGUAAUUUGCAUAUUAAAAUAAGGGAAUGAUUAAUGAUUUGUCUAAGUACAUAUACACAUAAAAACAGAUGGACUUGCAUGUUUGUUAAAUAAAAAUAAUGUGCUGUGACUUUGUAAUUGUAACUGUAUACUAUAAAUAUUUUU